GUUUAUCUCAUAUCGCAAAAAAUCCCCUUAUAAAACACCACUGAGCUGCUCAUUCAAAGGUGGUGUUUGCACAAUAUGAGGACUUCAUUCUUUCUAACCACCAUCACCAUCUUACUUCUCACUGGAUUUUACGUUUCACCAUCUUUCACGGUUGUGAUUACUGGCGUUUUUACUUUGCUAUCGGUUCUAUGCUUGGCUCUGGUGUUUGUACCUUACUUUAUAGAGUUGAUCUCAACCGAUAACAGGCCACCUGUCAUCGGACCAAUAUCCAGUCAGCUUAUACAUUUCAGGGAGCUAUACGAUUACAUGACAUCAGUUGCUAAAAAGUAUCCUACUUUCCGUCUUAUCGCACCAACACACAGUGAAGUUUAUACUGCUGAUCCUGUUAAUGUUGAGUAUAUUCUCAAGACCAAUUUUGCCAAUUACACCAAGGGAGAAUACAAUAUCGAUAUAAUGAAAGAUCUUUUUGGAAAUGGGAUUUUCACGGUGGAUGGAGCGAAAUGGCGUCAUCAAAGAAAGCUUGCAAGUUUUGAGUUUUCAACCAAAGUUUUACGAGAUUUUAGUAGUGUUAUUUUCAAGUCCAACUCUGCAGAACUAGUGAAAAAGAUUUCGUUAGCAGCAGCUGAUGAGAAAAUGGUGAAUUUGCAGGAUUUGUUAAUGAAAUCGACCUUGGAUUCGAUAUUUAAGGUAGGAUUUGGGUUCGAUCUUGAUACUCUAUCUGGGCUAGAUGAGGAAAGUAAUCGCUUUAUGAAAGCUUUUGAUGAUUCAAAUGCUUUAGUAUACUGGCGAUUUGUUGAUCUUCUUUGGAGGGUAAAGAGGUAUCUAAAUGUCGGUUCAGAAUCCACACUUAAGAAAAACAUCAGAAUCGUUGACAAUUUUGUGUAUGGAUUAAUACAGAACAAGAGGGAGCAGAUGAAAAAUGGAAAUCUUUACAAAUAUAAAGAAGAUAUACUGUCCAGAUUUUUGAUGGAAAGUGAAAGUGAUCCAAAGAAUAUGACGGAUAAGUAUUUGAGAGAUAUAUCGCUGAGUUUUGUGAUUGCUGGAAAGGAUACAUCUGCAAAUACUCUCACUUGGUUCUUUUACAUACUUUGCAAGCAUCCCUCGAUUCAAGAAAAGGUUGCACAAGAAGUGAUAUCAGCUACUGAAGCCGAUAAGCAUACAUCCAUGGAUAAUUUUUCACUCAAGUUAACUGAAACUGCACUUGAUAAACUGCAUUAUCUUCAUGCAGCGUUAUCUGAGACUCUCAGGCUCUAUCCGGCAGUUCCCUUGGAUGGCAAGAGUGCGGAGAAAGAUGAUGUUCUUCCUGAUGGGUUCAAGAUUAAGAAAGGAGAUGGUGUAGGCUACAUGGCGUAUCCAAUGGGUAGGAUGACCUACAUUUGGGGAGAUGAUGCAGAGCAAUUUCGACCAGAAAGAUGGCUCCACAAUGGUGUUUUUCGACCUGAAACCCCUUUCAAGUUCACUGCAUUUCAGGGCGGGCCAAGGAUAUGCUUAGGGAAGGAAUUUGCAUACAGACAGAUGAAGAUACUGGCUGCUUUUCUCGUUUAUUUCUUUAAGUUCAAAUUGGUGGAUGAGAGUAAAGAAGCUACAUAUCGAACCAUGUUUACCCUUCACAUGGAUGAAGGACUUUAUUUGUAUGCAUUCCCUCGUUUCUAAGUAACAAGAAAAAUUGAAUCAUUGUUGACCA
Molecule: messenger RNA, 1684 nt
Organism: Erigeron canadensis
Lineage: Eukaryota; Viridiplantae; Streptophyta; Magnoliopsida; Asterales; Asteraceae
Product: cytochrome P450 704C1-like
Exons: 6
Coding region: 76-1653 (525 amino acids)
Molecular function (GO): monooxygenase activity; oxidoreductase activity, acting on paired donors, with incorporation or reduction of molecular oxygen; iron ion binding
Source: RefSeq, a predicted model, not a curated record